AUGUCAGUUGCCGAAAUCACAAGCAAAGCCGACUUCCUCGCGAAGAUCCUCAACUCGGAGGACCUCGUUGUUCUAGACUGCUGGGCACCAUGGUGCGGGCCAUGCAAAGCGAUAUCUCCUAAAAUCGAAGAACUCAGCCAAAAUCACACCGAGGCCAAAUUCUACAAGGUCGACGUCGACCAAGUCCCCGACGUCGCCCAGGAGCUCGGUAUUCGCGCUAUGCCUACCAUAAUUUACUUCAAAAAGGGCGAGAAAUAUCACGAAGUUGUCGGGGCUAACCCCCCUGCCAUUGAGGCCGGCGUGAAGGAACUUAUUGCCGCCGCUUAG
Molecule: messenger RNA, 327 nt
Organism: Penicillium manginii
Lineage: Eukaryota; Fungi; Ascomycota; Eurotiomycetes; Eurotiales; Aspergillaceae
Product: thioredoxin family protein
Exons: 2
Coding region: 1-327 (108 amino acids)
Molecular function (GO): protein-disulfide reductase activity
Source: RefSeq, a predicted model, not a curated record